CGAGGGGCCCGGGUAUAUAAAACAGCUGAUCGGCGCAGCUGUCAGUAUCAGUCAGUAAUAAAACUUCGCGCGAACAUGAAGGUUUUGGCUCUAUUCCUGCUCGUAGCAGUUUCCUGCGUUUUAGCGGAAGACAGUUACACGACCAAGUUCGACAAUGUCGAUUUAGAUGCGAUCCUAAGGAGCGAACGUCUGCUGAAGAACUAUGUCAACUGUCUGUUAGAUAAGGGUUCCUGCACGCCCGACGGCAAGGAGCUUAAAGAACACCUUCCGGACGCACUGGAGACCGAGUGCAGCAAGUGCAGCGAGAAGCAAAGAGAGGGUACCGAGAAGGUUAUCCGGUAUCUAGUAAAUAAGAAACCAGCAACAUGGGACCAACUUAAGAAGAAGUACGAUCCUACUGGCGAAUACUCUCACAAGUACGAAAACCAAGCACACGAGCACGGAAUAAAUGUGUGAAUAAUUUAAAUCUUCUUAUCUCAGUCGAAAAUAGAACGUUGAGAAAUCUGUCUUUCCUUUUUUUCCUUUUUUUUCUAUACCGCGCGGAUUAAAUAAAUCCAUCAAUUUUUUUUUCGUGUACAACUCUUCUUCUUAAGUCUUCUCUCAACGCAGAAUAUCGAAAGUUGUUAAAAAGAAAAAUUUCGUAAAUUUUAUUGUUGCAACAAUUAUGUUAGCUUAAAUAUAAUAAAUAGAUUCCCGUUAAAAAAGGGAAUUCCAAA
This is a messenger RNA of Nylanderia fulva, 716 nucleotides long. RefSeq names its product Ejaculatory bulb protein III. NCBI's taxonomy places the organism in Eukaryota, Metazoa, Arthropoda, Insecta, Hymenoptera, Formicidae. The record is from RefSeq and is a predicted model, not a curated record.